AUGGAGUUGCAUGGAGAGGAUCAUGGUUUGUUUUAUGAAGUUAGGGAAAAGCUUUGGAAUGGGUCGAUUAAUAUAACGAUUAGAUUACACGUUGAUGAUACGGUAAAGGAAUUUCUUCUAUCAAUUCAUCGAAAUUCAUAUUUUGCGUUAUAUUUCGAAUCAAUUGUGAGUUAUUUCAAACUAUUCAUACCGUCGAUAUAUAAUAAGCCUGUAUGGUUGGAAUAUGAUGGUCAACCUAUAAAAUGGAAUGUACCUGUGGGUGUACUCUAUGAUUACUUGUAUCUACCAUCAGUAAUUAUCGCACGAGCUAAUGACACCACAACCACCCAAAUUAAGAAUUCAUGGGUACUUGAGUUGAAAUAUGAUAAAUAUCCCUCUGGAGAGAUUAUUCCUUUCAUUUAUCAAAACGAUGACUUGUCUAUAAAUUAUAAACGAAUGCUUAAUGAAGUGAUUGUUAAUCAAUUAAAACAAUCAUGUUACGUUUUGAAUUCAAGCUCAAAACCAAUCAUGGGAUUAAGUGAAUCAGAUUCAAAUCAUUUAUGGUAUGGGAUUGAAACUCAUAAUUGGAUGACUUUCAAUGCUAUCAAUUCAAAAAUCAUACCAACUUUCGAUGCGUUUAGAAUCCCUAUCCGAAUAUAUGUUUCUGGAGAAGUUACCGUAAUUCAAAAUCCUAUUUCUCCAACUAAAGGUUUGGAAUACUUUCAAGCAUUUAGAUAA
Molecule: messenger RNA, 717 nt
Organism: Scheffersomyces coipomensis
Lineage: Eukaryota; Fungi; Ascomycota; Pichiomycetes; Serinales; Debaryomycetaceae
Exons: 2
Coding region: 1-717 (238 amino acids)
Biological process (GO): autophagy of mitochondrion; autophagosome assembly; C-terminal protein lipidation
Cellular component (GO): cytoplasm; phagophore assembly site membrane; Atg12-Atg5-Atg16 complex
Molecular function (GO): Atg8-family ligase activity
Source: RefSeq, a predicted model, not a curated record